AUGAAUUAUAAUACCCUGGAGGCCCUGACUUGGCUGCGAAGCGGUCUACCCCGCUCUACAAUUGAAGAUGAGCUUCAACUGAUCGAACACAGCGUCCGUGAAGAGAUGAAGAAAAAAACCUUCAGCGACUUAAUCUCCACACGAGGCAACCGUCGUGUACUAAUCGUGGAGAUGCUGGCCAUCUUCCAACGCAUGUCAGGGAUUAGUGGAGUCAUGGCAUUCACAUCAAUCACCAUCAAACCGUUCACGAUCUUCGGAAUUCUCAUGACCCCCGACAUCUGUGUCAUCAUCAUGGGAGUAGUUUGGAUAAUCUCCACGUUCAUUUCGACAGCGCUAGUGGACAGGUCGGGUCGUCGACCUCUACUGAUGACAUCCUCCCUGGGCAGCGGAGUAGCCAUGACUCUGAUCGCCAUCUGGUUCUUCCUGGACCGUCAGACCACCCUCAACGUCUCCCAUACCCAAUUCCUACCAUUCCUGGGCCUCCUGAUCUACGGUCUUUUCUUCUCCAUCGGUAUGGGACCGAUAGCAUCCACAAUUCAAGGAGAGACCUUCCCCGCCAACACUAAGGCGAAAGCGUCAGCUAUUACUUCAAUCUCACUAGCGGUCACCUCGUUUAUAAUGAACAAAAUAUAUCUAGACGUCGAGAAUACGAUCGGUAUGUACUUUAAUUUCAUACUAUUCGCUUCGGCAUGCUUCAUGUGUCUAGGGUUUGUUGUGUUCUUUGUGAUAGAAACCAAAGGUAAAACGCUGCAUGAUAUUCAGGAGGAAUUAAAUACCAAAAAGAGUGAUUUAGUAUGAAUGAACAAGUUUGGAAUUUAGUUUAAAAAGGUAUCAACUACUAUUCAAUGUUCCUAGUUUUCCAAACUUGAUUUUCUCCACAACUGAUGUUGAAGAUUCUACAACUAUAGUGAGGUCCACGUUAUAAUGGCAGUGGAUAAAGAUAGGAGAACAUCGUUACCGAUUCUCUGCCUCAAUAAUUGUAUUUAUACA
Molecule: messenger RNA, 990 nt
Organism: Nilaparvata lugens (brown planthopper)
Lineage: Eukaryota; Metazoa; Arthropoda; Insecta; Hemiptera; Delphacidae
Product: facilitated trehalose transporter Tret1-like
Biological process (GO): transmembrane transport
Cellular component (GO): membrane
Molecular function (GO): transmembrane transporter activity
Source: RefSeq, a predicted model, not a curated record